Messenger RNA from Plasmodium gonderi, 714 nucleotides. RefSeq lists its product as hypothetical. The coding region runs from base 1 to 714 and encodes 237 amino acids. NCBI's taxonomy places the organism in Eukaryota, Apicomplexa, Aconoidasida, Haemosporida, Plasmodiidae. The transcript has a single exon. The record is from RefSeq and is a predicted model, not a curated record.
AUGUACGACUUAGGAAAUAAGCACAGAUUUGAAGUGAAAAGAUGCAUAAAGAAAUAUAGAUUUUGCAUAAUUUUACACGUGCUUUUAGCUGGGCUUCAGCUGUUUACGCCUCGCCCAUUUCUUUUUAUUUCCCAUUUGGUGGUGGUUAUUAUUGGGAUUGACUGUUUUUGCUCCUAUUUAACUUUUAAGUAUUUUUGUUUUACAGUUGUGAAUAUGAUAUUUGGAAUUAGUGAUUUUAUAUGGAUACUGUUUAAAUGUAUAGGAGAAAAUAGAUUUAAAUGGCUGGACUCACAAUACUAUUGGAAGAUAAUAAAUAAUGACAAUAUAUUUUUGGAGUUUUUAUCAACCUCUUUGCACUACAUGUUUGAUGAAAAGAAAAAUUAUGAUGCACCUCAAAAUAUACCCAAAAAAUAUGAAUAUAUAAAAAACUUUUUUAAAUUAUUACCAGUUCAGAAAAAAACAAGUGCAUGGAAAAUUUAUAUAGAAUUAUUUGUAAUUCUAGCUGGGAUCUUCCUAUAUUUUAUUGGUUCUUAUAUAAGUUGGCAGUUAUAUAAAUACACAUUAAACUAUAGUCAAAAUGAUUUACUACUGGGUAAAUAUCCUUACGGUACUUUUCAUGAAGACAAUAAUAAAAAUACUCCAUCAACACAGAAUGAAUUUGUUCCUUUUAUUGGACAGCCAUACCGAAUAUCCGACUUUUUGGAGAAAAAUUAG